Platichthys flesus (European flounder) is the source of this 2696-nucleotide messenger RNA. It is a transcript of the gene fli1rs, whose product is annotated as Fli-1 proto-oncogene, ETS transcription factor-related sequence. Gene Ontology annotation, molecular function: sequence-specific DNA binding; DNA-binding transcription factor activity, RNA polymerase II-specific. Gene Ontology annotation, cellular component: nucleus. Gene Ontology annotation, biological process: cell differentiation; regulation of transcription by RNA polymerase II. Lineage: Eukaryota; Metazoa; Chordata; Actinopteri; Pleuronectiformes; Pleuronectidae. The coding region runs from base 778 to 2187 and encodes 469 amino acids. The record is from RefSeq and is a predicted model, not a curated record. The transcript has 10 exons.
CUGUGUGGCAUGCAUCAAGACGCAGUUAACAAUGCCGAGGCAACAAUUGAGCUAAAAACAACACAUAGGAAAACAGAAGAGGCGAAAACAAUGCAAAGGCGGCACUUCAAUCAGGGCUGCGCUCUCCGUGCUGUCCGAUGAACCCGACCCCCUCUCCACAGGCCUUCAGUGUUGUUUUCCAGCUUUAAAAAUGACCCACAUUUUCACAUUGUGCCCCCUCCUCCACCAUUUCCUCUCUCUCGGCCUGUGCCAAAAGGUUCCUCUGCACAUGGCGGCCAGGCUUCCUGUAGGCCACUGACAAAGCACGGCGCUGACGUGCGAGGCCCGAAGACAAUGCUCAACUCUUCUAAACAAACACGCUCUUGCUCAGCAGUGGUCGCGUCGCACGUGCACGCGCCUAAUGCGAGCAGCAGACGUGAACAACAGGUCGGGUGUUUUUCCUCGCUGGUGCACGAGAUGAAAGUGCCAUUUCGAAGGUGCCGAACACAGGAAGACGGACUGAAAUCUCGAUUACACCCCUCCCCCUCCCACAACCCCGAUCCUAACGACAAAUAAAGCUGUGGUUAACGUGGCUGAUGUGUUUUUGACUGCCUGCACACCAUUUCUAAACAUUUCUACUUGCCAUAUCUCUCCUGAGUGUUUAGACAAAAACAUGAGUACAAAGUUUCGGUCAACUACAGGGGAAAUACCACUGAAAUCUGAGUAAAGAGCUCGGUCUGAAUUCAAGGACACUGCUAAAAAGAUGAAGCUCUGUCCGUGGUGAGCGAGGACCAGCCCAUGUUUGAGCCGCCCUACCCAGCAGCCCCGGCCAUGCACAUGAAGGUCGAGAUGACGUCACCAGGAGUUUACGGCCAGGCCUCCAAGCAGAGCCCCGAGGCCGCCGAGCCGGAGUGGGUGGGGUCAGCGGCGCAGAACCCUGGGAAAAGAGGCGAACACGUCAACGGGACCAGCCGUGAGUCCCCGGUGGACUGCAGCGUCACCAAACGCUCCAGACACAUGAGCAGUGACGGGGGCCCGAUGCCGUACCAGGCCUCGUACGUGGAGCCUCGUGCCAGCCCCCAGACCACCACCCCGCCCAGCAGCACCACAGAGGAGAAGAGGGUCAUCGUGCCAGCAGAUCCGGAGGUGUGGACACAGGACCACGUGCGACAGUGGCUGGACUGGGCCAUCAAGGAGUACGUCCUGGAGGAGGUGGACGUCAUGCUCUUCCAGGCCCUGGACGGCAAGGCCCUGUGCAAGAUGACCAAGGACGACAUGAUGCGUCUGACGUCGGCCUACAACGCAGACAUGCUGCUGUCGCACCUCAAUUACCUCCGGCAGAGUAGCCCGACUUUCUCCUACCCCACAACUCCCACCAACAACACCCCCCCACAGCAACCCAGACUACAGGUGAAAGCAGAAAGCGGUUUUGAUGAGAUCAGCCGCAGAAACAGCUGGCCAGCAAACACCAUGACAGCAGUGCCUAAAGGUUCCUCCAUGGAGCACCAGCACGGCACAAGAGUUACAGACCCAGCUCCAAGAAUCGUGCAAGACCCAUAUCAGACACUAGGGCCCAUCAGCAGUAGACUAGCCAACCCAGAAGGCCAAGCCCUCAGCUCAUCCAAGAACCGAACGGCCAAACAAAGUCCGUACAAGCUCCCUGACCCCAGCGCUCACAGGCCUGUGGGUUCAGGGCAGAUCCAGUUGUGGCAGUUCCUGCUGGAGCUGCUGUCCGACAGCAACAACGCAGGCAUCAUCACCUGGGAGGGCACCAACGGCGAGUUCAAGAUGACCGACCCCGACGAGGUGGCCAAGCGCUGGGGCGAGCGCAAGAGCAAGCCCAACAUGAACUACGACAAGCUGAGCCGCGCCCUGCGCUACUACUACGACAAGAACAUCAUGACCAAGGUGCACGGCAAGCGCUACGCCUACAAGUUCGACUUCCAGGGCAUCUCGCAGGCGCACCAGAACCACGGGGCCGACAGCGGGAUUAAGUACCAGACUGAGAUGUCUUACGUCCAGCCCUACCACAGCCACCAGCCCAAAAUGAACUUCAUGGGGGGACACCCUGCACCUAUGCCUGUCUCCCCAGGCAACUUUUUUGCCCCCCCUUCCACAUACUGGAACUCCCCCAACAGCCCCAUCUAUCCUGGGUCAGCCAUGACCAGACAUCCCGCCACCCACUCCCACCUGAGCUCGUACUACUGAGGACAGGGGGGGUUUCACACCUGACAGGGACAACAUGGCAGAGGACAACACAUGCACGUCUUCCAGGAUGAGCCGAACCCCGUCUGAAAUGAAGGUGAUAUGACGCUGCGGUCCGCUUGAUGAGGGCAUUAGAAAGUUGUCUUUGUCACACUCUAUGUUGAAAAUGGGCAAAACACGAAGGGUAAAUUAAUUCUGUGAUGAAUGUAAAGGAUUAAUAUCGUACUCCUCGCCGAGUUUUCUUUUCGGAAUACACUGAAGACAAUAUAUUAACGGUUAUACAGUUGUUAUGAUACCAAGUUUCUUUUUUAUUUGUACAUUGAUAGUAAACUGUUGUAAAGACACAAGUCGAACCCUUUACUGUGUGAGUAGCACAAUGGAUAGCAUACCUGCAGUUUUCACAUUCAAUGUGACUGACAUUUGUAAAAGAGAAGUUGUACAGAAUGAUUCUCAUGUAGCGAUGUAACAUUUACUCUUGAUGUAAAGCUAAUAAAUAAUGCUUGUACUUGGAA